UCUUCAUCCUGUGUAAUCCAACAUGACCACAAGAAACAAGAAGACAAGAAAGUUGAGGGGACAUGUCAGUCAUGGACAUGGUCGUAUAGGAAAACACAGGAAGCAUCCUGGUGGUCGUGGUAAUGCUGGAGGUCAGCAUCAUCACAGAAUUAACUAUGACAAAUACCAUCCAGGUUACUUUGGUAAAGUUGGUAUGAGGUAUUUCCACAAGACUCUUAAUAAGUUCUUCUGCCCGUCUGUCAAUGUGGACAAACUUUGGUCACUGGUGUCAGAUAAGACCCGGGAAACAUACAAAGAUAAUAAAGACAAGGCCCCAGUCAUCGAUGUUGUGCGAGCUGGAUACUACAAGGUUCUUGGGAAAGGUCAUCUCCCCAAACAGCCUGUUAUUGUAAAGGCACGUUUCUUCAGCCGAUCAGCGGAACUGAAAAUCAAGAAAGCUGGAGGAUGUUGUGUUUUGACAGCAUAAAUUGUGUAUAAAUGUGGUCAGACUUUCAUUAUUAAUAAAAGUAAUGAAAGUAA
Molecule: messenger RNA, 519 nt
Organism: Saccostrea echinata
Lineage: Eukaryota; Metazoa; Mollusca; Bivalvia; Ostreida; Ostreidae
Product: large ribosomal subunit protein uL15-like
Exons: 5
Coding region: 23-466 (147 amino acids)
Biological process (GO): translation
Cellular component (GO): cytosolic large ribosomal subunit; ribosome
Molecular function (GO): structural constituent of ribosome
Source: RefSeq, a predicted model, not a curated record